Molecule: messenger RNA, 2298 nt
Organism: Malassezia restricta
Lineage: Eukaryota; Fungi; Basidiomycota; Malasseziomycetes; Malasseziales; Malasseziaceae
Product: nuclear pore complex protein Nup107
Exons: 2
Coding region: 1-2298 (765 amino acids)
Biological process (GO): mRNA export from nucleus; post-transcriptional tethering of RNA polymerase II gene DNA at nuclear periphery; regulation of DNA-templated transcription
Cellular component (GO): nuclear pore; nuclear pore outer ring
Molecular function (GO): structural constituent of nuclear pore
Source: RefSeq, a predicted model, not a curated record
AUGGCCGCCGAGAUGGACGAGGACGUGCCUUCGUCCAGCUUCGAAGCAUUCGCACAGGCGUACAGAACGGCUCGGAACUUGGAUGUAGGUGCGCAGCUUGACCCAGAGUCCGGCACGGCGCUUGUGUUUGCUGAUCUGUGCGCUGAGCGUACGCAGGCGACGUCACUGUCCUUGCCGCAUCUUCAAGAUCAUUAUACCGAGGAUGAUGCAGCCUGGGAAGCAGAAGAACAUACUUGGAAGCUCAUACAUGCAUUAUUUGCCGAACGCAAAUUGGAGUCGCGUUCAAGCACCAUACCACCAGCAUUGCAUGUGUAUGAAACACCUCUUGGCACCGUACAGCGUGUGCUACAGCAUAGUCCUGAGCUUUCUGAGCUUAAAAUUAUUCGAGAAUGGCUACAGGAUGUGCUGCCAGUGCGACACGCAGUCGAAGUACGGAAAGGAUACAUGCCGUUUACCAAGAAUGCUCUCCGAGCAGAGAAACGUGCACAAGUCAGCGGCAUGGCCUCUACGCGCUUGGGCCGAGAAAAGCUUGUGCAGCAUCUCGAUCCAGAUGCAGCAUCGCGUGGCCCAGGAACGUGGGACGUGGAAGACUUACACUAUGAAAAAGCGCUUGUACGUAGCCUGUUUGAGUACGUCCGAGCGGGCGAACUCGACAUGGCUCUAGACCUUUGCGCACAAACAAGCCAAUCAUGGCGUGCUGCCUCGCUCCGUGGCGCAAUUUUCUAUCAUGAUCCUUCGAUAUCGGAACCAAGAGAAGGUGUUGACGGGCCUCUAGGGAACCGAUCACGGAGUGCAUGGCGCCGCAUUGCCCGAAAAGCAGCACUCAACGUAUCUCUGGAUCGGUAUGAACGUGCCAUGUACGGUGCUUUGUGUGGCGACUUGUCUUCCGUGCUUGCUGUUAGUGAGUCGUGGGAAGAGCGUCUCUGGAGUUAUGUGAACGCCCGCUUUGAGCAGCAACUUGAGCAACUUGCUAUACAAAAUGCGCCCAAUGGUAAUGUGCAGCGUAUCGAGGAAAGCACGGCGGAGGCGACGGAGAGCCUAGAGUCUAUCUUUGAGCAGCUGGCUCAUGCCUCGCCCCAUGCAUCAACAGAGGCACUUGAUCCAUACCAUGUGGUACAGCGCGCUGUUAUCACAAAUAGUGUGCCUGAUUUAUUGGCACGUGUGAACGAGCGGCUUCCCGAGAUGCAACUCUUGGAGGACAAAGUAUACGCUCGCCUCAUUCGCUUUUUCGCGCACCUUGCGCUAUUCUGUCACCUCAUUCAUAUUCCUCUCCCCGUCUCUCUUCGAGCACCGAUUCUGAAUGCUUAUGUGAAUGUUCUACAGAACGCUGGCGAAGGCUGUGAGCUAGUGGCCCUGUACUCCUCAAGUCUCGAGCCAGACAAUGCACACCAAGUCUAUGCUGAAUUUUUGUGUGCGAUGGAUCCGGACACAUCGCUAGAAGACCGUCGGCACGCUCUUUUGCAGGUUCAGCCACAUGGUAUGGACCCGGCUGUUGUGGCGAGCAAGACUGUGGACCUUCUACUCGCUGAGCUUGUACCGGCCAUCGUGGACGAGGCGGAGAUACGUGAAUGGAAUGCGAAUCUGAGCAUGGAUGAGCGCCGCCUCAUCCUCUCUAUUGACUGGCUCACAUUCUUCGACGCAACAUUCCCUCAUGCGAUUUUGCAAACAAAUACAAUGAUGCGUGUAUUUAUGUCGACCGGCCGCUUGCACGCUGCCCACAGCCUACUCAAGCACUUACCAUCGGAGCUGCUUGGUGUCUUGAGCGAUGUCUCAGUGGCGCCAGAUCAAUUGAUUGAGCUAGAUCACUGGCGCAGUUACUUUGACGUGCUCAACAAAAAUGUGGCUGUCCGUGGCCUUUGGAGUGACGCAGCACUCGCCAACUCACAUACCGACUACCAUAACUGGGUCGAAGCACUCGCCCAAGCCUCGGAAUCAACGCGUCUUGCCUGCCUCGAACUGCUUGAACUGGGCUGGCUCCAAUUCGAUAUGGAAGACGACUCUCUACGCAGGGAGCAUCUCAUGUUCAUUCGGCGCAAGUAUAUCCCUGAAAUUGUUACGAGUUUGCAUCUCAUGCUUGUCGAUACGAGCCAGGUGCUUGCAGAAAAUCUCACGCAUGCACUGGCGCUACCGAAUCUCGUGGCCGAUGAGCGUCUUUGUCUGUACCUCGAGUUCUCUGAGCUAGCCUCUGGCUCCCCGGAGCCGCUCCAAAAAUACCUGGCUCAUGUCCGCGAGGCGGCAUUGGUGGCCCUGGACCGGCGACAAGAUGUGCUUGGGUGCAAUAAGACACCGUCGGUAUAG